UAGAUCUAGAUGUAAAGCUGCUUUAAACCUAAACACACGCUUUGGUCACGGAAUAGAAAACAAUUAUUUAAUUAAAUCCACAAGGGAAAAGGUUUUCCUGUAGCCAUCUGUAGCAGCAACUUGGUCUACUUUCGACUCGAAAUAAUGCGUUCCAUGGAAACAACUCAGUGGAUGAAUAAGUAAAGACAUUAAUAUAGCUUAUGCGGAAGAAGAAUUUUGACUUCUCUGUCAGUAGUGUCAAUGUGCUGUCAGUGCAACGAACUGUCAGUCAGUUGUCACUUGUCAGUGUCAACUGAAUAACAGCUGAGAGAAACAGAAACUUGAACUGGCUUUUGUAUUUUGAUAACAAAUCAAAAAUAAAAUGGAAAAAAAUUUAGAGCAUUCAAUGGGACAACUUAUCAACACACCAGGAGUGUAUGGAUGUGUUUUUGCAGAUAGACAUGGUCUCUGUUUGGGAAUGAAAGGAGAAACUUCAACAAACAGUGCUGGCAUUAUUGGUGCAAUUGCAGAGGAAGCCUUAAAAAUAGAACCAAAUAGUAAACCUCCAGUUAUACAUUUUGAAAAUGAUAAUCGUUCAUGUACUAUUCAAAGGAUUGGUACUAUAACUGGAGCUAUUUUCAAGAAUUUACAAAACUAAACUAUAGGACUCAUUUUAAUACAAUAUAAAAUAUCUGUUUUACAGCAAUUUUUUAAAUAUCGCAUAAUCAUUUAUUUUUUGAGUAUAUCUAUACCCUGUUUUUAAACCAGGAGGAGUAAACUCGAAAGACAGAUUCACACCCAAUAAUGUCACUAGAAAAAUCACCAAAUACAUCUUCUGUUUUGGUUGAUCAUGUCAGCCUUUGACAGUAAUCCAUAAAUAUUGUAUUUACUAAUACGUCGCUAAAGACUUCUAAAAACAACUGUUUUGGAAAUAACAAUUUUUAAAGGAAUAAUGCAGGAAACACAAAAAAUUGCUGAUAUAACUUAAUUACCCUAUGAUGUCAAUAGUGUCAAAAUUUCAUAACAGAGGAGUAAACUUUCUUAAGGUUGGACCAUUUACAAACAAGCAAUAUGGCGCGGUAAAUUUGAAUUACUCCUAGUUUAAAAAUAGGGUAUAGAAAUUUUUUAGGAUAUUUUUGUAAAUAUAUUGUAGAAUGAUAUAUGAUAGUUAUAAGGCAAAAUAAAAGUCUUUUAAUAUAAUGUAAUUCAUUAAAAAUAAAAUAUACUGUUAAACAGC
Molecule: messenger RNA, 1216 nt
Organism: Diabrotica virgifera virgifera (western corn rootworm)
Lineage: Eukaryota; Metazoa; Arthropoda; Insecta; Coleoptera; Chrysomelidae
Gene: Lamtor5
Exons: 3
Coding region: 362-637 (91 amino acids)
Biological process (GO): positive regulation of TORC1 signaling; cellular response to amino acid stimulus
Cellular component (GO): Ragulator complex; cytoplasm; lysosome
Molecular function (GO): guanyl-nucleotide exchange factor activity
Source: RefSeq, a predicted model, not a curated record